Messenger RNA from Neurospora tetrasperma FGSC 2508, 1128 nucleotides. Its product is annotated as 60S ribosomal protein L31. Gene Ontology annotation, biological process: cytoplasmic translation. Gene Ontology annotation, molecular function: structural constituent of ribosome. The transcript is spliced from 4 exons. The record is from RefSeq and is a predicted model, not a curated record. NCBI's taxonomy places the organism in Eukaryota, Fungi, Ascomycota, Sordariomycetes, Sordariales, Sordariaceae. Bases 103 to 471 code for a protein of 122 amino acids. Gene Ontology annotation, cellular component: cytosolic large ribosomal subunit; ribosome.
CCUCCCAUUUUUGCCCGUCCAAUUUCGAGUCAGCCGUUCUGCCAGCUCUCGAGACACGGCCCUGCUUCGCGGAACCCCUCCUUUGCUAACAAGCUGUUCAGAAUGUCGUCCAAGAAGCCCACCGGUAAGACCCAGCGCUCGGCCAUCGCCGAUGUUGUCGCCCGCGAGUACACCAUCCACAUGCACAAGCGCAUGCACGGUGUCACCUUCAAGAAGAGGGCUCCUCGCGCCAUCAAGGAGAUCAAGGAGUUCGCUUACAAGGCGAUGGGUACCACCGAUGUCCGCAUCGACCCCCAGCUCAACAAGAAGGUCUGGGAGCAGGGUGUCAAGGGCGUUGCCUACCGUCUCCGUGUCCGUAUCUCGCGCCGCCGUAACGACGAGGAGGGCGCCAAGGAGAAGCUCUACAGCUACGUCCAGGCCGUCAACGUGAAGAACCCCAAGGGUCUCCACACCGUUGUCGUUGAGGAGUAAAUUUGGGUGUUCUGGCAAAACGAAUUUUUGGCACGAAGGGACCGCGGUUCAGGUUCAGGGCGGCAUUGGGCUUCCGGAGUUUUCGCAUGGCAUCUAGCUUCGCAUUACGAAUAAAGGGUUCGUAAAAUGGAACACGGCACCUUCGAUACCACCAAACCGCCUCCAGCAACGAUGAGGGAAGACAAUCGCAGUGUGAGGGCGUCGCAGAUGGUCAGGCAGGGGCUUCGUCAUGAAAAAUGAUACGCUCUAUGGACGAUAUACUGUCCAUUACAGCCAAUGCUUGAUGUACUUCAUAAAACCAGUCUGCAACCGGUAGCAGACGCGAGCAACAACGGGAUACCCAUUAAACAAACCCGCCCUGAUAAUGCAAUCCUGUUCCAGAGACCAAUACGCCAGGGAUUCCAACCUUUGAGAAUAAACCAAUUUCUCCUAACCCAAUGCUCUCCUAAACUGCUCCUGCAUUUCAUCUUCAGUCGUCGUCAAUGUCCCUGUGACGGUCCAUGACCUUGGUCUUGAACAAAGCCGGUUCUUUGUCCCAAAGCUCAGCCGCCUCGCCGUUGAGCGGGGAAGCGUUGUUCGGCUCUCCAAGCAGGGAUUGCAAGCUCAACAGGACGGUCUGAGUGUUGUAAGCAGCAGUCCACUUAUCCUUGAGGAUGU